Molecule: messenger RNA, 2727 nt
Organism: Bactrocera oleae (olive fruit fly)
Lineage: Eukaryota; Metazoa; Arthropoda; Insecta; Diptera; Tephritidae
Gene: Ku80
Product: Ku80
Biological process (GO): double-strand break repair via nonhomologous end joining; telomere maintenance
Cellular component (GO): Ku70:Ku80 complex
Molecular function (GO): telomeric repeat DNA binding; double-stranded DNA binding
Source: RefSeq, a predicted model, not a curated record
AGGUCGACGAUUUUUUUGAAAAAUCCUUUACAAUAUGACAAAACUUUUGAUUGUUUUUUAGGGUAUUACUUGGUUCUAGUUAGGAUUAACAUUAUUUUACAAUAAAUUUGGAUCGAUUUUUUUUAUAUUUACAUGAAUUUUAAUUUUUAUUUAACGUUUUUUCGAUAUUUCCAAUUCACAUCGAUCUGACAUCGAUGUCAUUUAUUGUCGACUUUUGUGCCUAUUUUAACUAAUUGUCAGCUGUGAAAUUGUGGCGGCCAAAUUUCACAACAAAUCUAAAGACAAACAAAUUUCUGUUUUUCAAUUUUUUGAGUAAAUUUAAUAAAGUCAGCAAAAUGGCAUUUAAUAAGGAAUUUGUUGUAGCGAUACUAGAUAUUAGACCGUGCGCCGAUGAAAAUUUGAAAUUGAAAUCUGUGAAAUUAGUAUCAGAAAUUUUAAAAGAUAAGAUUUGUGCGGGUAAAAAAGAUUUCGUAUCAUUUGUGCUACUUGGUACUGAAAAGACUUCCAACGAUGUCAAUGAGCAUGUUUUUCCAGACAGUUAUAAUAAUAUAACACAAUAUCAGCAGCCACAAUGUCCUACCUGGCAAUUGCUUUUGAAUUUCUAUAAAUUUGUUAACGAGGAUGCUUGCGAUGAGGGGGAAUGGCUUGACGCAUUAGUUGUUGCAAUGGAAGUUAUAAAAAGGGGUGAAGAGUGCUUUAAGUUCCAAAAAUCAAAAAUACUCUUCUUUUACGAUUUCAAUGAUGUGCAAAAUUCUUAUGAUCUGUUUGACGUUAUCGCACAAAAUGUUGCUCAAACAGAAGUCGAAUUGGUCGUAAUAUCAGAGAAUAUACAAUAUGUCGAUAAUCCAAUUAGCGGCUUACCUAAAGCAAUAUUUCGAGAUGACAAAAAAAGCAAACAACAACUCAAAAAUGAGGACUACGCUUUGCAAUUGAUAACCAAUUGUAGUGCGAAGCUCUAUAAUUUUGAAGAAGCUAAACGUUGUAUAUUUAAAAUUACCAAUAAACGUCCAUGGGUUUGGAAUAGUAAACUAACUAUUGGCUCAGAGAUCAACAUCAAAAUAUCUGGUGUUAUUUAUAUGAAAGAUGAGAGCAAUAUCAAAUUGAAAAAGUGUUGGGGCCAAGAUGAUGAGCUGGUUUCGCGUGAAUUGAAAUCUUUUGUACGUGGUGCUGAGAUUGAGCCUACUGAAGCAGAACUCAUUGAUGGUUAUAUGUUGGGUUCCACACCAAUACCCUAUGAUGAAUCUUUGAGAGAAGAUAAGGAACGCUAUGAGACUGGCUUGAAAUUUGUUGGUUUUAUGAAACGCAAUUCCAUACCGGAAGAGUAUUUCUGUGGUGACUCAUUAUACUGGAUUGUGCAUCAGAAAGGUAUGAAUGCUUCAGCGCAGAAAUUGGAUGCAUUAGUGCGCGCUAUGACGAAUACAAAUAUGGCGAUGCUUUGUUGCAAAGUGUAUAGCGCUGCUUUUAAUACUCCGAAAAUGGUAGUUCUUUUGCCUAAUAAGUUGCAUCCCGAUAGGCCUGCCUCCCUUACAAUGGUUGAAAUUGCCUAUCAUUCACAGUAUCAGUACUUCCAAUUUCCGCCCCUUCGUACACAAAAAACGGUGUGCACUAAAGAGCAAAUCGAUGCCAUAGAUGAUCUAAUUGAUUCAAUGGACUUAACUAUAAAUACGAAAGAAAGUGAUGAGCCACGUAAUACAUAUCACUCCGAUCUGCUACCUUUCGAGUCGUUGGAACACAUUUAUGAGCAAAAUGUGUUGGAUGUUUUAGAAAGGAAAAUAAUAUCAAAUGCUAGUGAAGACGAUGAGCAAUUCGCUGAAAUGUUGGAUGAUAAAAAUUUCGUAGAAAUCUUCUGGAAAGUGCCGGAAAUGCGUGAAAAGAACGCAAAGCGUGCAGCAAAAGUAGUAAAAUCGCUAUUUACAUUAGAAGAAAACCUAUCGGAAAACAAAACAAACACAACUACUAAGGUUAAAUCUGAAUUUAGUCAUGCAAGCACUGCAACAGAUAGCAGUUCUGCAUUGAGUUUUGAUAGAGUUAGUGAGGAUACUCCAGCUCAAGAUUUUCGUCAACUAAUAAACUGCAUUGUUUUGAAAAUCGAAAAUCGUACAGAGCGUGAUGCAAAAUUUCAGAUUUACGCAAAACAAAUGCGCAAUGCGAUUUGCUCUUUACUAUUUGAAUCUAAGGGAAGUUUACAUUACGAAAAGUUGGAAGAAGCCUUUACAAUUUAUCGUAAAUACUGUUACGACUUCAACGCGUUUGAUGACUACAACAAUUGGAUUAGCGAAAUAAGAACACGAGUAGUACAAAGCGAACUUCAACAUUUCUGGCAAAAGGUUGUGGUUGAUAAAGAUUUGGGUCUUUGCUUUGUGAGUACGGAGGCGGAGGAAAGUAAGCAGGCGCUAAAGAAGUUUUAUGAGUUACCUAGUGAUAAAAUAUAGUGAAUUAAAGGUUUCGACUGGUUAAGAAAGAUUUGUUGCUGUUUAUGCAAUGCAUUUUAUUUUAUUAUAUUGUAAAAUGUUAAUAUUGCCUUUUAUGUAACCUAAAUUAAAAGGCUAGAAACCAUGUAUAUGCGCAUCUGAAUUUUUAAAUAUAUAUAUAUAUAUAUAUAUAUAAAUUAUAAACUUAUUGUUUUAUAAAGUAAUUUUUAUUUUUAUUUGUUAAUUAUAAAUUUAAGAAUGACGUGAUUGAAAGUUAAUUAAUAAAAGUAUAAAUGCUAAAAUUUUUUUUUUUUAA